Messenger RNA from Coregonus clupeaformis (lake whitefish), 1361 nucleotides. RefSeq names its product complement component 8, gamma polypeptide (gene c8g). The transcript is spliced from 7 exons. The coding region runs from base 266 to 1090 and encodes 274 amino acids. The record is from RefSeq and is a predicted model, not a curated record. NCBI's taxonomy places the organism in Eukaryota, Metazoa, Chordata, Actinopteri, Salmoniformes, Salmonidae. Gene Ontology annotation, cellular component: membrane attack complex. Gene Ontology annotation, biological process: complement activation.
GUCCAGAAAGAAGCAGCACAGAGAGAGUGAUGGUCGGACACAAGACAGAGGGAAAGAUAGAUUGAGAGAGCAGUGGGUCGUUUUCUUCCAGAGUGGCUGUCGGUGGACAUCAGUUCUGGUAUUACACUAGACAUAAUCAUUUAACAGGGAUCCAGGCAGAACCAAUCAGAUUACACCAGCAUCGUGAUAACAACCUUGUGGGACAGACACAGCAGAAGGAAGAAGCAGAGAGAAGUGUUGGGAGUGUUUUGGGGACAGUGCUAGGAUGACCAGGGUGUGGCUGUGUGUUACCAUGGUGAUGGUGGUGUGUGUGUGUCUGUGGGGGUCGGCGGAGGCGGUUGGGGGAGCAGUAAGCCGACCACGACCCCAGAGGAGACCCCACAAGAAGCCCAAGGUGAACCCCAUUGACGACACCCCCCCACCGCAGAACAUUGACAUACAACAGAUGGGAGGGACGUGGUACCUGGUCAACGCAGCAUCUAAGUGUAACUUCCUGAUGAAGAACGGUCUGAAGGUGGAGGCUACGGUGAUGACCCUGAUGCCCCCCUCCUCCCCAAACACCGCUCUCUCUGUUAGCACUACCACACGCCUUAACCACCAGUGUUGGGAGAUCUUGCAGGCGUACACCAUCACCCCCACCCCAGGACGCCUUCUACUCAAUGGUAGCAGACCAUUGCUGAACACUGAGAUAGUGAUUGGGGAGACAGACUAUAGCUCCUACGCUGUGUUUUACUACCAGAAACAGGGACAGCUCACCAUGAAGCUCUACGGCAGAUCCAAGGAUACCCUUUCAGAAGCCAUCUUGGAUAAGUUUGAGGACCUGGCUGAGAAAAAGGGUCUGGGAUUGGCCUAUGUGUUCGCCUUCCCCAACUACAGUCACUGCCAGUCUGUGGACAAGGACCACGUGAUCACUUUGGGACACUCGGUGCAAAUGGUGAGAGGCAAGGGGAAGGGUGUGAUUUGGGAUUCGGACAGAUGCAGAUUGGUGGAAAAGGCAUCCACUCCCUUUAACUUUGCUAAAAAAAAAACAUCACGUUUACUCCUUCGCAGGGCAUGUGGAAAUGUACUUGCACGACGGUCAGUUAGAUAAAUUGCAUAAACAAGUUUACCUAACUGUUACCUCAUUUUGAAAAAGCGUCUGCAAAUCUAUAGCAUAGAAACAUAUUUGCAUAAUGAACUUACAUGCUUAUUUUUGUCUAACUUAAUUCACUUCGUAUAGUUUGAGUUUAUGUUUCCGUGUUACUUCUGAGCUUGUUUCAUUUUUCCUUCCCAGACUGCGUGCCAAUAUGUUGAGGAAGAUUCCAAGAGCCCAUGUUCCAACUGCUCAGCAACAUAUGGCAUAAUAAAAUGAUUGAAUUGCU